UCGUCGAGAUCGAUUCAAUCGAGGAAACGACGCUGUUGAAAACAUUCGUUUAAUGAAAAUGUUUAAUGAGAUCUACACGCUGAUUUUGCACUUUAUUUUGGCAGUUUGUGAAUGAAAGUCACUUUAGAGGGUUUUUAAAGUUGGACCGCAAACAUGGAAGAGAACAGUUUAAUUCUGGAGGGUCUGCCGGAGGAUUUUGACAAAGUAAAAUCCAAAUUAAAUCUUUAUUUUCGAAAUAAAAGAAAGUCAGGCGCUGCGAUCGCGCAGAUUCAAGAACACCCUGAAGACAAACGAAAAGCAAUUCUGAUUUAUAUGAAUGAAGAAGAUCUGAAGAAAGUGCUUGACAAGAAGACUCAUAAGAUUGACUUCAAAUCACAAGGAACUGUUGAAGUGACCGUCAAACUACCAGAAGAAACCAGCAGAAAAAAGACCAAACCAGCAAUCCUGCCCAAACCCAAACCGGAGACCAUAGCUUUCCUCAAGCAAUCACUGCCUGCUCAUGUCCCUCCAGUAAGAAAACAUACAACAAGUCAAAAAGAUGAUGAAGAGGAUUGUGAAAUAUCUGAUCUUCUAAUUACCAGCCAACAGUCCGUUGAUAAGGAAACUCUGCAAAUGUAUGUUGAGCAAUUUGCAGAAAACUUCAAGCUGAGAAAACAUGAAAAUAACAGCUGGAUCCUGAAGCUCAACAACCAGUCAGAUUUCCAGAAGAUUCUUGCCCAAAAAGAGCAUGAGUUUGGUAUAUCUGUAAACGUGUAUAAAGAAGGAGGUCUGGGACAGAAGGUGGACCCUCGGCGCUUCAUCUUGACUGGAUUUGAUGGAAACACCAACUGCAAGAAAAUGUCUGUGUUCAUCGGCAGCUGCAGCAAGACGACAGAACACACAUGGGAGAUGCUGGACGAAGACAGGAUUAUUGUCACCUUCAAACAAGAGAUUGAUGUGAAAUCAUUUGUAAGUAAGUGCACCUCAAGGCCACUGCAGGGUCGAGACAUUGACGUGACCCGUAUGGAACUGACCGAUUCUGUGCUGGUCCAGGGAGAUUUGAGUCAGAUCAGUGAAGACGUUCUCAGCCUUUAUUUCAGCAACAAGAAGAGAAGCAGAGGAGCAGAAAUCAAGUCCUUCAUCUGGAUCAACAGACAAAAGAGUGUGGUCAUCACAUUUGAAGACUGUCAUGUUGCGCAUGAAGUGGUGGAACAAAAGCACAAUGUUUGCGGCACAGAGCUUAAGGUUUCACUGUUCUACUCAAGCUUGCAAAAGGAUUUAUCUGGAGAAAAACCAUCCUUGACUGAUUCCCCCACAAAAACAAAUAUCCCCGUCCAUGCUGACCUGCUUCGUUUCAUUGAGAAGAAUGAGAAAUUUAGAAAACAAUUGGAGAAUAAUGUCAAAUUGCUUCAUUCCAAAGUUCUUCUUGACAGUUCGGCAACACCGAGUGCAUUGGCACUGGAGAUGGAUGUUGACAAAGAGUCUCUGACUGCACUGCGAAUUGGACCCACUUGGGAAACCAAAACAAAGAGGGAAGUCCAAUCCUUUCUGAGCCAGUUUGACACAGAAGAGUUGACCGCUGAGAAAGACGUAUGGGACAGAGUGAAGAAUCACCGUCUCAACACAGAUGAUGCUGCUGUCUCCUACAGGGACUUUAAAGCUGUCAUUGUUGGUGUGAAAGAGGAGGUGACUGUCCUUUCGGAGAAGAUGGGGAAGCUGCUGAAGGACGCUGCUGCUGAGGUGGACGUGGAAAGAAACACUGUUGAUGUGACAAUUCAGCUGGACUGCAAAGAAAAGUUUGACCUCGUGAAAGAAUGUGUACAAUCCAAGCUAGGAGACGUUUCUUUCACGCAUGAUGAGAAUCAGCUCAUCUUUCAUCUUAGCGGUUUGAAGGAUAAAGUAAGUUCAGCUGAGGUGGUCAUCAAGCGGGCACAGGAGAACAUGAUCAAGCACCAGCUGAAGCUCUCUUCUCAUCUUAUUCACUUCCUCAAGUCACUGGAUCUCAAUAUGUUUGAGCAAGAGUAUUUCUCUCCCAACCACAUCCCAGCUAAAUUGAUCAACCUUAAGGAUUGUGUUGGGAUCUUCGUUGAGAAAGAAAACUUGAAGAGAGCUGAAGACAAAAUAAGUGAGAUUAUCAAAGAGGAGGUUAUUCCACUUUCUACCAAACAAACCAGUGAAAACUGGACACACUUUCUCAGGACUCUUCAAGACCAAGUGGAAUUAAGCCACAACGGUCGCAACAUCAGGAUCACACCAUCAGACCAGCAGGUUAUAUUGUGUGGAUUAUCUAGCGUAGUUGCAGAUGCCACCAGAAAAGUGAGAGGAUACCUGGAGAACAAGGAACCGACAACUGAGGAUGUUCCUCUUAAAUCUGUGCGAGAGGUCGAGUUUGUUGACUCUUGCAUGAACCUCUCUGAGCUCCCUCAAAUCAAGUGCCUUGAUGCUACCAUACUUGCAUGCAAAACUUCAAAUUCCCCUGGUCUGAAGGUCACAGCAGCAAAAGACAAGAUUAAAGAGGCGGUGAGUGUCGUAAAGCAGCGGGUGUCAUCCAUUGUUGUGAAGGAGCACCAGUAUUGCAAAGCAGGCGAAGCAAAAGUUCUGGAGAAACAUGAAGCUAACGUGGAGGCAAAAGCAAAGGAGUUCCUGUGCAAUGUGUAUUUAUCACAAGAGCAAGCGGGCAAAUCUGGCCCUCCAAAGAGUUUUACUCACAAAAUAGACAAUUCAAUGACUCUAAGAAUCACACAGGGACACGUGCACCAUUUCACUGCAGAUGCUUUGACUUGCCCAAUGAAUGCCAGUCUGACUUUUGCCAAUCCUGUCGCCAAGCGGUUUCUCCAGUUUGGAGGUGAUCAGAUUACCGAAGUGUGCAGUAAGUACCAGAAAGAAAAGCAGUCCGCCCUGCCAGGGGAUGUGAUUCUCAGUAGCGCUGGAAAACUCAACACCAAGACCCUCCUUUAUGCAGUGUUGCCCAAUAAAGGUCAAGCUCUAGACUCACAUUACCUUCAAUCAGCCGUAUACAACAGUCUGCUGAGAGCCGAGGGGUCCCACUGCACCUCCAUUGGAUUUUCAGCACUUGGUUGUGAAAGCUUCGGAUUCUCUGUCAAAGAAAGUGGCAUCGCACUCCGAGAGGCAAUACUGCAGUUCUGCACCAAUCAACAGCAUUCCCCUGCAAAUAUAAGAGAUAUUUGUGUUGUGGAGUCUGAUGAGAAGAUUGUUGAGGAGUACAACAGCCUGAUUGAGGAACAAGGUUUCCCUGACACUUUCAGUCGCCCAACAAGCACUUCUAAAAGAGUCCCCUCACGAUCCCUAAAGUGUAAACAUGGACCAGACAAGACAGUGCUUAUCAAAGAUGUUUCAAUACUCCUCAAAAAGAGUGACAUCACCAAAGAGAAGGUGGACGUCAUUGUGAACUCCAACAACAUCAGUUUAAAUCUCGACACUGGUGUUUCUGGUGCCAUCUUGAAAGCUGCUGGAAAAACUGUUGCUGCUGAAUGUGCAACGCUAGGUCCUCUGAAAGCUGGUGGCGUAGUUAUGACAAGUGGUGGAGCACUUAAAUGUAAGAACAUCGCCCAAACGGUUGGACCUAAUAAUGCUGCAGACAUCACAUCUUCUCUUGAGAAGGUCUUGAGUCUCUGCGAGGGGAAACGGUCCACAACACUGGCAAUUCCUGCGAUUGGAACCGGACGAGGCGGGAUUGGUGCAAAAGAAUCAAUCACAGCAAUCUUUAUGGCAAUGGAGAAACACUUGACUGCGCAGAACUCGAGCUGCCUCAAGGAGAUCACUAUAGUGACAUUUGAAGAAAAGGUUCAUGACGCCUGUCGGGAAUAUUUCAGGGAGAGGAACAAGGCCUCCACUCACGUCAAGUCUGCUUUUGGCAAAAUGCCUGAAAAUCAAGUCAAAAUUGGAAGUGUCAGAAUUGAGUUGAAGAAAGGUGACAUCACCAUAGAAACUGUCCGAGGGAUUGUGAACACCACCAACAGCGAGAUGAGCCUGAAAGAAGGUGUUUCAGGUGCCAUAUUCAAAGCAGCCGGAUCGUCUGUGGAACAAGAGUGUAAAAACCUCGGCCCAUUGCAGGGUGACGUGGCAGCGGUGACUAGCGGCGGUAACCUGCAGUGUGAUGUCAUCAUUCACAUGAUUGGUCCUCACUCUGCAGCGGAGGUGAGGUCACGUGUGAAGAAAGUUCUGGAACGCUGCGAGGAGAAUCAGAUCACCACCGUUUCCUUCCCUGCUGUUGGCACUGGUGGUGGAGGUGUCAAGAGCGUUGAUGCCAUUGGUGCCAUGCUCCAGGCCUUUGAAGAUCAUUUCAAUCAAAAGACCUCCACUGUGAUCAAGCUCAUCUAUUUAGUGAUCGACCGAGACGAUGUGCUACAAGAGUUCCAACAGGGUCUCAAAACAUGGACCGCAAAUGCACAGGACAGUGAGGAUGAGGAUGAUGAAGAAUCGGACUGUAGUUCAGAUGAAGACAGCGAAUCCUCUGAUCAAGGAGCUGACACAAGCACUAACCCUAUAGAAGCAAUGAUUGGCCCAAUGAAAGUGAAGGUGCUUUGUGGUGACAUCACUAAAGAGACCGUGGACGCGAUUGUCAACAGCACUACGACAAGUCUUGAUUUGAGCUCAGGUGUAUCAGGAGCCAUUCUCAAAGCUGCAGGACAAACCGUUGUAAAUGAGUGCAAAACAAAGGCGCCUCAACCGGCUGAUGGUGUGGUCUUGACCAAAGCCGGAAAUCUUUCAAAUAUCAAAAGUAUUAUCCACAUGGUUGGACAGACCAAUGAGAAAGGCAUCACAAGUUCCACGUACAACGUUCUGAAGAUGUGCGAAGAAAAUCAAAUUCAGUCUGUGUCAUUCCCAGCUCUUGGAACCGGAGCAGGGAACCUGGCAGCAGCUCAAGUGGCCAAUGCAAUGAUUGAAGCGCUCACAAAAUUUGUCAAAGAUUCACCAAAACAUCUGAAACGUGUCAACAUUGUGAUCUUCCAAACGAAAAUGCUGCCAGACUUUCAGGAAGCGUUAAAGAAGUUUAAAAAGAUAUCUCUAAAUGUUUCUGUGCGCAAGUCCAAUGGUCCACCGCCGCUAACAACCCGUGUGCCAAGCAAACCCCCACAGCCACCGCUCAUGUCUCUAGCAACGGAAACAGCUUCUGUAUUGUUCCCCGUUAUGACCGUUGAGGUUUACGGGACGUCCUCCGCUGACCUUGCCAAAGUCAAGAAAUUCCUGGAUGACCUAAUCUCUGACGAGUGCAUCAGUAAAGAUGUCCAGUCGAGUCACAUCGCCGACUUUCCUGAAACUGACAAGAAGAACAUUGUGACUCUCAGCCAAACCAAUCAAGUGAGUGUUCUGCUGGCCGGUUUGGAUAAGUUAACCAUAUCAGGGAAAAAAGACGACGUCUUGGAUGCCGAGCUGAAGAUCAGGAAUUUCAUUCAAGAAGCACGAGACCGAGAGAUCCGAGAAGGUGAGGUGAAGAGACUGAGACAGACUCUCUGCUGGGAGGUGGCGAGAGGAGAGCACUGGAAGUCGCUGGAGCCCAGCGUGAGUUAUGAAGUCGAGCUGGCCUACCACAAGAAACUCCAGAGCUUUCAAUACCGGGAGAACGGAGAGACGUACAUGGUGGACUUCAAAGAGAUGAAGGUGACGAACAGCAAGAGCGAGUCUUGCAGAAUCAAGAGAAGUCUUCAUGGAGAUUCUGAUACGGCGAUCAUUCAGACGCCCCCAACAUGGAGCAAAAUGGAUGGAAAGGAUUUAGAAAUAAUCAUGAUCAAAUCUGAUUCAGAGGAGUACAAGAAGAUACAAACAGACUUCCUGAACUCCAGUAAACAUAAGGAUGUGUCACCUGUGCAGGUUCUACAGAUUGACAGGAUUCAAAGUCAGUCUCAAUGGCACAGAUACUGCGUGCUGAAACAAGCGGUUGAUAAGAAAUAUCCCAAACAACCCAACGAGCACCUCCUCUAUCAUGGAACGACCAAAGACAUCUGCCAAAAAAUCAAUAAGAAUGGCUUCAACAGAAGCUUUUGUGGGAGAAAUGCUGUCGUGCACGGAGACGGCACGUACUUCGCUAAAGAUGCCUGGUACUCAUGUCAUGACCAGUACUCAAACCCAGAUGAUAAAGGACAGAAGUACAUCUACAGAGCGAGAGUCGUGACGGGCUCUCCGUGUAAAAGCAAGCAGGGCAUGAAGGAACCGGACCCGAUCCACCCUCAGGACCCUCAAGCUGGUCUACACGACUGCGCUGUGGAUAACUUACAGGACCCGUUCAUCUUUGUGGUGUUCUGUGAUGCAGGAGCGUAUCCAGAGUAUCUCAUCACCUUCAAGACUGUAUAAGUGUUCUGAUGCAGUCGUAUCGGACGGUUCUGACUGAUACACUUUGAACUUUAAUAACUGAUGGCCAGGGACGAAUGCUGAAUAGAUAUUGUAUUAAUACAGUUAGAGAGAGAUUAGAUUGUAAUAAUUUAUCACAAUUAUAUUACCAUGAACAAAAGUUUUAAGAUGAAUCACUUACUAGGUUAUACAAUGAAGGACUUGCACAUUUAUGUAUUAUCAUGGUGUUUUAGGGUUAGGUCCUCGGAGCGAAGAGGGUUAUUGAGUGCUACUGCAACACUUAUAAAGCCAAAACAACUUGAAAACAGCUAAAUAUGUAUCACUAUAUUAAUUUAUUAACCCUUUAAUCUCUGAAGGUGUUUUUAAAGAUUUCCUGUUUCAGUGAAAUACCCAAAAUUAGAGGCUUAUAACUCGACAACAAACAAGCAGGGUCAAGUGUUUGGUGUCAUUGUAACGAAAACUUCAGAUACAUUUUGAGAGUCUCAGCCUAAGAAACUAAGAGACAAAAGCCAAAAUGUUUCUUUUAUUUAGUUUUCUGAUUUGUCAUUAUAUAUCUCUGGGUGUAAAUCAGGUGUCUCCUAAAAACUGCUUUUGUUUUGUUCUCAAUCAUGUCGACUAUAUCUGAGAUAAAUGUUGUGUUGAUAUGACAAAGCAAUCAAAAGUUCCAACAUUACAAAUAUAAUUGAUCAUAGUGUCCAAAAACAUCUCCAAACAAAUAAAAGAUAAUAAUUGUACAUAAGAACUAAUUACACAUGCAAACACAACAAUGACUAAAGGUUUGCAUAGCAUGCACACAUGAUUUUACUCAUGAGAUUUCACAGAGUGAGUUUCAUUCUGUGUCAUUUGAGUCAUCAUUGAGUCUGUGUCGUGUAUUUGGUGGUCAUAUGUAACAUUGUGCUUCAUGUGGAUUAUCUAAUGAUCUAUACAUCUGAUUAUCUUGUGUGUGGACUCGAUUGAAAGAUAAUCACAGACUCUAAAUAAUCAUAUGUGAUAUUAUAUGUUCUGUUUAUUUUCUAAAUUUAUAAGUAAAUUAAAUAGAUAGAAAGCUAUUUAUUGUUGGACAAUUAUUUGCUUGUUUCUCACGAGCCUGAUGGCAGGGACCAUCUGAUUUUAAAGGGUUAAUUCCCCUCUAUAUGUUCUUGCAAAUAAUGAUAUGCCGUAUUGGUUCUUUUAACAUGAUGUAAUUCCGAGGUCUGGAGUGGUGUUGGUGUAGUGGACUAAAGCACAUAACUGGUAAUCAGAAGGUUGCUGGUUUGAUCCCCACAGUCACCACCAUUGUGUCCUUGAGUAAGGCACUUAACUCCAGGUUGC
Xyrauchen texanus (razorback sucker) is the source of this 7599-nucleotide messenger RNA. Its product is annotated as protein mono-ADP-ribosyltransferase PARP14-like. Gene Ontology annotation, biological process: negative regulation of gene expression. NCBI's taxonomy places the organism in Eukaryota, Metazoa, Chordata, Actinopteri, Cypriniformes, Catostomidae. Gene Ontology annotation, molecular function: transcription corepressor activity; NAD+ poly-ADP-ribosyltransferase activity. Gene Ontology annotation, cellular component: nucleus; cytoplasm. The record is from RefSeq and is a predicted model, not a curated record.